CUACCCUCUCCAUCCUCCAUCUCUCGUCCUCGCCUACCCCUCCCACCGUUCCCACCACACCUUCUUCUCUUCUUUGCCUGCACAACUGUCACUUCGGAUUCAAAUAAAUCAUUGUUUGUUUCAUUCUUUCACUAUUCAGGUGCCGUCGCAGGCUGACUACGGCGCUCGUGAAACCUGCAAACGCCUCCCUUCCUCGACGCAUACAGACAGAGCGGCCUUCUUCUUUCUCGCGAAAACUUGAGUUUUCUGGGAAGCGCUCGAGCUCUUUCGCCAUUCCUCUCCUUUCAUUUCCCCCAUCUUCUCUUCCCCUUCCUACGACAUCCAGCUCCGCAAACAGCAGCUAUGGCCACCAAGGCUGCGCACAAGCGCCUCACGCGCGAGUAUCAAGCCAUCCAGAAAGAGCCCACUCCAUACAUUGUCGCCCACCCAUGCGACUCAAAUAUUCUAGAGUGGCACUACAUCCUGACCGGACCACCCGACACCCCCUACCACAACGGCCAGUACUGGGGCACGCUGAUGUUCCCACCCGACUACCCCUUCAAGCCUCCUGCGAUCCGUAUGCACACGCCCUCGGGCCGCUUCCAGCCCUCAUCGCGACUGUGUCUUACCAUCUCCGAUUUCCACCCGCGCUCCUUCAACCCAGCAUGGAGCGUCUCGACCAUUCUCACCGGCCUGCUCUCCUUUAUGACUUCGAAUGAGAUCACCACCGGGUCCAUAUCUGCCAGCACCGAGGAGCGAAAGAUGCUGGCAGCACGGUCACGCUGGUGGAACUCGACCGGCGGCGGAUCGCACGACAGCGCGCGCGUGGCGCAAAAGGGCAACAUCAAGGCUGGCGACGGCGGCAAGAAGUUUCGCGCGGAGUGGCCGGAGGAGGACGCCGAGAAUUGGAAAUGGAUACGCGAGGAGAACGUAGACGUUGCCACCGGCCAGAGGCCCGUCGCUGCGGGCUCCUCGUGUGGGCCCCAGCUGGUCGGAGGAGCCAUCGCAGGCAGUGGGAACCAGACACAGGCAGUCGUGGAUGCCGUGGUACAGCAACGAGAAGCUGGCAGGGGCUGGGUGUCCAACCACAAGCUUUUGAUUUUUGGCAGUGUCGUCUUCAUCUACGUUUUGAUCGCCCGCCUGCUGGGCGAGAGCGUAUGAUGCGGUGGCGCACACGCACACACAUGUAUGAAACCUGGGUGCUAUGUUUUUCUGCUUUGCAGGAGUAGGAGGGGCACUCUUUGCUCAGAGACAUUUCCAUAACUGGCGUUUGGUUUGCAUGGACACGGUUGAGGGAGCACUUGUGUGUGUACAAGCAGAUCGCCCCUGCUGGGCCAAUACUUUGUCAACAUAGCAAAGAGUAAGAAUAAAUCUCAUCAUCCGUUAUGUCUG
This is a messenger RNA of Cryphonectria parasitica EP155, 1371 nucleotides long. Its product is annotated as UBC-like protein. The record is from RefSeq and is a predicted model, not a curated record. Lineage: Eukaryota; Fungi; Ascomycota; Sordariomycetes; Diaporthales; Cryphonectriaceae. Bases 343 to 1140 code for a protein of 265 amino acids. The transcript is spliced from 2 exons.